UCCCGUCUUCACCAGCUGCAGCUUCAAGCCUUCACCUCCCGUUGCAUCGGCACCUCUCGAAUCAUCAACGACAGCUCAAGCCAGGUGCUCCGGGUACCAGUAGCCAUGGCGCGGCCAGGCCACACGGCGUGGCUCCUUGUCGGCGCCGCCAUGCUCCUCCUGGCGUCCGCCGCGACGGCGCAGGACUGCCUAUCCGCGAGGUUCAGCAACGGCCGGACCUUCGGGCGGUGCAACAGCAUGCCGACGCUCGGCGCCAGCCUGCACUGGACGUACCACCCGGAGAACGGCACCGCCGACAUCGCGUUCCGGGCGCAGUCGGGCGCCGACGGCUGGGUCGGCUGGGGCAUCAACCCCAACAGCCGCGGCAUGGUCGGCAGCAGCGUCUUCGUCGCGACGCAGAGCAGCGGCUCCCCUUCCGUCCUCAUGACCAACCUCGACUCCACGUCGCCCAGCCUGCAGCCCGCGACCCUCAAGUUCAACGUGCCCGUCGCGCCCACCGUCGAGUACUCCGGCGGCGCGUACACCAUCUUCGCCACCAUCGCGCUGCCCGGGAACGCCACCCAGCAGAACACGGUGUGGCAGGCCGGGUCGCUCAGCGGCGGGCAAAUAGCGCCGCACCCGACGGCGCCGGCGAACUUGGCGAGCGCCACCAGGCUGGACUUCCUCUCAGGCUCCAGCACCGGGGCGUCCAACUCCAGGCUCCGCCGCAAAAAUAUCCACGGAAUCCUGAACGCGGUGGCCUGGGGCAUCCUGAUCCCCACGGGCGCCAUCAUCGCCCGGUACCUGCGCGUUUUCGAGUCCGCGGACCCGGCGUGGUUCUACCUCCACAUCGCCUGCCAGUGCUCCGGCUAUAUCCUUGGCGUCGCCGGCUGGGGCCUGGGGCUCAAGCUCGGCAGCGAGUCCGUGGGCGUCACCUACCACCCCCACCGCAACAUCGGCAUCGCCAUCUUCAGCCUGGCCACCCUGCAGGUGUUCGCGCUGCUGCUGAGGCCCGACAAGAAGAACAAGUACAGGCUCUACUGGAACAUCUACCACCACUCCGUCGGCUACUCCGUCAUCAUCCUCGGCGCCAUCAACAUCUUCAAGGGGCUCGACAUCCUCAAGCCCGCCAGCGGCUACAAGACCGCCUACAUCGCCGUCCUCGCCACGCUCGGCGGCAUCGCGCUCUGCCUCGAGGCCAUCACCUGGCCCAUCGCCAUCCGGAAGCGCAAGCGCGACGCCAACAAGGCGACCAACGGCAACGCCGGCUGGCAACAGGGCGCGUGAUGAGAAUCCACGGCCGCGCACGGUUGCCACGAUGCGCGUGUGGGCUUAGUUUUGCUGCGAGCGAGUGAUGUGAUAUCGAUGUUGUGCCUUUAGAGAUACUGUUUGUACCUUUCUUGUUCCUGGUUCUGCAGAGUAGCUCCUUUCUCUUCUGUUUUAAUUAGGGUUCUAUGACGGAAUUAUUUGUACACACUUUUUUUUUCUUCUUCUCAUUAUUGAUGUAUGAUUAAUUUUAUUUAUAUGCAUAGUGUAUGGUUUAAUCGACUA
This is a messenger RNA of Setaria italica (foxtail millet), 1530 nucleotides long. Its product is annotated as cytochrome b561 and DOMON domain-containing protein At3g25290. The record is from RefSeq and is a predicted model, not a curated record. Bases 106 to 1266 code for a protein of 386 amino acids. NCBI's taxonomy places the organism in Eukaryota, Viridiplantae, Streptophyta, Magnoliopsida, Poales, Poaceae. The transcript is spliced from 2 exons.